CCCGUUAUUGUCCGAGCUACAGUAAGUUACUAUGCUGGAUACGAUCUGAAAACUUCCUGUUCCGGGGAAGCUCAAAAAAGUGUAUUAAUACUUCGGUAUACUAGGCGCAAAAGCUAAAUUCAUUAUCACCUCACCGCAAUCCAAUAUUAAUUGAUAAAAUAGCUGCAAGACAUUCUUCUAUGACCUUUUUGUUUCGACGGAAAUAAAUAUAUGUUGUCACUCUUCCAGUGUCCAUGUUAUGUGGUUAUGCUGAACAUUUUUAGGCCUACACAGAAAUUCACACGGCAGGAGGGGCAGAUUAUACGCGGAUCAACAAGGAGAGAGUAUUGUUGAUCGAGGGGGUUGAGUCCUUCGGUCUGAUGUUGAGUGUGACAGGUAUAUUCUUUGGAACCGACAAUCAUGGUAUCACCCUUCGAUGCAAACGAUACUCCUAUAUGGUUCUUUGGUGGAAUUUCUCGAAAUGAAGCAGAGAUGCGGUUGAAGGAUAAGCGUCCGGGAAUAUUCUUAAUUCGUGAAAGUAACACAAGUCCUGGUUCAUUUGUUCUUUGUGUAAGUGAAAACUGCAAAGUAUCUCAUUACAUUAUCAAUAAACGUGGCGAGAAGUACCAGAUUGGAGAUCAAGAAUUUAAAAGCUUACCAGAUAUUAUACAGUUCUACAAACUUCAUUUUUUAGACACAACAACACUUGUAGAACCGAGUCCGAAAGGUCCAAUUGUUCCACCAGAAUCUCCAUCAACUACCUUUGCUCCUGCGGGUGUCCCAACUGCAGGCGGAGAACUUGUUAUUGCUUUAUAUGAUUUUAAGGGAAAGGAUGAGGAAGACUUACCAUUUAACAAAGGAGAUAUUUUAACUGUUAUUAGGAAAGAUGAAGAACAGUGGUGGACUGCAGUUCAUCCAGCAACAGGAGCAAAGGGUGCUAUACCUAAACCAUAUGUCGAAAAGGUGAGUUGAUCAAAAACUUUAAAA
Molecule: messenger RNA, 966 nt
Organism: Anneissia japonica
Lineage: Eukaryota; Metazoa; Echinodermata; Crinoidea; Comatulida; Comatulidae
Product: crk-like protein
Exons: 5
Coding region: 400-951 (183 amino acids)
Molecular function (GO): protein binding
Source: RefSeq, a predicted model, not a curated record